GGGCCGGGCCCCGGCGGCGCCCGCGAGGCUCUGGGCAGACGCGGGCCGCUGGGCUUGGCUGGACCCGGGCGCUGGGCGCCGCUGGCCAGCAUGGCGGUGGAGGAAGAGGGGCUGCGCGUCUUCCAGAGCGUGAAGAUCAAGAUCGGGGAAGCCAAGAACCUGCCCACCUACCCCGGGCCUGGCAAGCUGCGCGACUGCUACUGCACCGUGAACCUGGACCAGGAGGAGGUCUUCAGAACCAAGGUGGUGGAGAAGUCCCUGUGCCCAUUCUACGGAGAGGACUUCCACUGUGAGAUCCCACGCAGCUUCCGCAGCCUGGCCUUCUACAUCUUCGACAGAGACGUCUUCCGGCGGGACUCCAUCAUUGGGAAAGUGUCCAUUCAGAAGGAAGACUUGCAGAAGUACCACAACAGGGACACCUGGUUCCAGCUGCAGCAUGUGGACGCUGACUCAGAGGUGCAGGGGAAGGUCCACCUAGAGCUUCGUCUCAGUGAGGUCAUCACUGACACAGGUGUUGUCUGCCACAAGCUGGCUGCACGCAUCCUCGAGUGCCAAGGCCUCCCCAUAGUGAACGGGCAGUGUGACCCGUAUGCCACCGUGACACUGGCAGGACCCUACAGGUCAGAGGCCAAGAAGACGAAGGUGAAGAAGGAGACCAACAACCCGCAGUUUGAUGAGGUGUUUUAUUUUGAGGUGACCAGACCCUGCAGCUACAGCCGGAAGUCACACUUCGACUUCGAGGAGGAGGACGUGGACAAGCUUGAAAUCCGGGUCGACCUCUGGAACGCCAGCAACUUGAAGUUUGGAGACGAGUUCCUGGGGGAGCUCAGGAUCCCCCUGAAGGUGCUGCGUCAGUCCAGUGCGUACGAAGCCUGGUACUUCCUGCAGCCCCGGGACAGUGGCAGUAAGAGCCUGAAGCCGGGGGACCUGGGCUCGCUGCGCCUGAAUGUUGUGUACACAGAAGACCACGUGUUUGCCUCGGACCACUACCAGCCCCUGCGGGACCUGCUGCUCAAGUCCGCAGACGUGGAGCCCGUCUCGGCGUCUGCGGCACACAUCCUGGGCGAGGUCUGCGCGGGGAAGCAGGAGGCGGCCGUCCCGCUAGUGCGGCUCUUCCUCCACUACGGCAGGGUCGUGCCCUUCAUCAGCGCCCUCGCCAGCGCCGAGAUCCGGCGGACCCAGGACCCCAACACCAUUUUCCGAGGAAACUCACUGGCAUCCAAGUGUAUUGACGAGGCCAUGAAGCUGGCGGGGAUGAACUACCUGCAUGUCACCCUGAAGCCCGCCAUCGAGGAGAUCCUGCAGAGCCACAAGCCCUGUGAGAUCGACCCCGUGAAGCUGAGAGACGGCGAGAACCUGGAGAGCAACAUGGAGAACCUGCGGCAGUACGUCGACCGGGUCUUCAGCGCCAUCACCAAGUCAGGGGUCAGCUGCCCGACCGUCAUGUGCGACAUCUUCUUUUCUCUCCGCGAGGCCGCUGCCAAGCGCUUCCAGGACGACGUGGAUGUGAGGUACACGGCCGUGAGCAGCUUCAUCUUCCUGCGGUUCUUCGCGCCUGCCAUCCUGUCCCCCAACCUCUUCCAGCUCACGCCCCACCACACAGACCCGCAGGUGUCGAGGACAUUGACGCUCAUCUCCAAGACUGUCCAGACGCUGGGCAGUCUGUCCAAGUGCAAGGCUGCCAGCUUUAAGGAGUCGUACAUGGCUGCGUUUUAUGACUUCUUCAAUGAGCAGAAAUACGCCGAUGCUGUUCGGAACUUCUUAGACUUGAUCUCUUCGUCUGGGAGGAGAGACCCCAAGAGUGUGGAGCAGCCCAUCCUGCUCAAGGAGGGGUUCAUGAUCAAGAGGGCACAAGGACGAAAACGCUUUGGCAUGAAGAAUUUUAAGAGGCGAUGGUUCCGCCUGACGAACCAUGAAUUUACCUACCAGAAGAGCAAAGGAGACUCGCCGCUCUACAGCAUCCCCAUUGAGAACAUCCUGGCGGUGGAAAAGCUGGAGGAGGAGUCCUUCAAGAUGAAGAACAUGUUCCAGGUCGUCCAGCCUGAGCGGGCCCUGUACAUCCAGGCCAGCAACUGUGUGGAGGCCAAGGCCUGGACCGACGUGCUCACCAAGGUGAGCCAGCGGAACCAGCGGCGCCUCACUGUCUACCAUCCGUCCGCCUACCUCAACGGCCACUGGCUCUGCUGCAAGGCCUCCUCAGAUGCAGCCACCGGCUGCACCCCCUGCACCAGUGGACUCCCAGCAAACAUACAGCUGGACAUCGAUGGGGACCGAGAGACAGAGCGGAUAUACUCCCUGUUCAACUCGUACAGGAGCAAGCUAGAGAAGAUGCAAGAGGCCUGUGGGAGUAGGUCUGUGUAUGACGGGCCUGAGCAGGAGGAGUACUCGUCCUUCCUCAUCGAUGACCCGCAGGAGACGUACAAGACCCUGCGGCAGAUCCUCGUGGGGGUGGCCACCCUGGAGCAGGAGCAUGCCCAGUACCGGAGAGACAAGUUCAAGAAGACCAAGUAUGGCAGCCAGGAGCACCCCAUCGGGGACAAGACUUUCCAGAGCUACAUCUCGCAGCAGUCGGAGACGUCUACGCAUUCCAUCUGAGCCCACAAGACCCAGCGCCUCCGUUGGGGCACACGGCAGGCCCCGGAGCCCGCCGAGGGAUGCUGGACCCGUAAUGGCAGACCACUCGGGGAGCUCUGGGCCGGGGGUGCCCAGGGAGGGGGGCGGGGAUUUCCGAACACGUGCUUCUGUGCCCUGAGGCUUGGUUUGCUGGUCCCCCGCUCCUUCCUGUCAGCUGGCCUUGUUCCUGGCCAGAAGGGCCCUGGUGGCUGGGCUGGGUGGAGCUGCGGGAGAGCCCACCUGGAGAAUGCGCGGUUCAGGGUGUGGGUCAGCCUUCUCUCCCUGCCCCCAGGCAGCAGGGCCUGCGCAGUGGCCGUGUGGGGGUCCACUGUUUGCCGUCUGUGAGCCGUGACAGGCAGCUUCCUCCCCGCAGCAGGCCUGGGGACACGGCACACACGAGCACAUUCUUUUCAAGCAACUCGCCCUUUGAUACUGGUCACUCAGAACAUGUAGGUCCCCCUGUGGAGGACGGCCAUGGAGGACGGCGAGGGGGCUGCAGUUGGAUGGGAGCAGAUCCGGACAGCAGGAGGCGCUGGGGAGGUGGGCUCUGAAGCCAGCGAGCGCAGGGGAAACGGCCCCCACUGCAGUUUGUGCCCUUGGUGGAAACGCCCGUGCAGAUGCCAAGAGCAGGCAACGGCACUGGUUGUCAUAAGAAGCUGGAGGACAAUGUGACAAAAGGAACACUUUGAUCCACACUGCUACUCAGCUACUCUGAACUAAAACCUUUCAUGUGGAGUGUAACAAUGUUUCUGUUACAAGAUACUAAUGACUUGCACCGUAUUUUACUGGCCAAUUAAACAGAUGUUUUAUUCUUUCCGA
Messenger RNA from Sorex araneus (European shrew), 3432 nucleotides. It is a transcript of the gene RASA3, whose product is annotated as RAS p21 protein activator 3. The transcript has 24 exons. The coding region runs from base 91 to 2595 and encodes 834 amino acids. Gene Ontology annotation, biological process: regulation of GTPase activity; intracellular signal transduction. NCBI's taxonomy places the organism in Eukaryota, Metazoa, Chordata, Mammalia, Eulipotyphla, Soricidae. The record is from RefSeq and is a predicted model, not a curated record.